GUUUGAUUUUGAUGCAUGAUUGGUGAAGACCCUCAUUCUAAUUGAAUGAAAAGAAGAGGAUUUAGAACAACAAAGGGUUUCUUGUUAAUCAACCAAUCCUUUGUUGCUCUAAAUCCCUUUAUUUUCUUCAAUUAUUUUGAUUUUUCCAAUUGAUGCAUAUCAUUAAAGGUUAAGACUUUGGUCUUCUAAUACAAGAUGGAGUUGAUUGAAGAAGGUUUGUUGAUUUUGAAUAUGUGUGGUUUUCUUCCCCUCUUUUUUUUUCAGAUCUGUUUUCUUUUUUAUUUUCUUUUCAGACCUUAGUUUUUCAUAUCUUUUCCUUGAGUCUAGUUUUAAUUUGGGUUUGGGCCCAAAUCUCUCCUCGGCCCGCUCCAUUUUAGCUUCAUUUCGUGUAUAUAAACCCCACGCUCACCCUUCAAACCCGCAUCGAUCCCAAAAUCCCCAAUCACAGAAAAUCGAACUCCAAAAACCCUAAGGUACUCACAUGGCGUGCAAACUUCCGUCGAUCUCUGCUUCUGCGGUGACCGCCGCUGCUCUUGUUGCAGCAGCAGCAUCUCCGACUCUCGUUAUUCCAUCCGAUCUGCAUCCUGAUUUGAUUACGACUGAUGCUGAAGAUCAGUCCAUCUUGGAAUCGAUAGCACAAGAUGUUGUGGAUGUUGUUUUCGCCUGCAUUGCUGACGAAUCGGGAGAUGGAGAGCUUCGAUGUGUUUUACAUCUGAACUAUGAGAUUUUUGAGGCAGAAGAGAUCUAUGGACCUCCAGGAACUGGUAAGGUCUUUAGAGAUGAGGCAGUGGAGGUUACCGGUGUGCUCGAGGAUGUUACUAAUGUAGCAGAGGAGGCUGUAUCCUCUGGACAUGGUGAUUGCGAGGAAGCUGGUGACUUUUUUGACUGUUUCGAGGGUGUGGGAAUUGCUAUGAAGGAUGGGUUUGUGGAGGCUAGAAGGAGGAGCUUCUGAGCUUGUAGAUUCUAGCUCUUGCUUCCGCUCUAUUCCUUUUGUGCCUUUGAGUAGCUGUCCUAGUUCUCGAUGCUCGACAUUUCUUAUGAAAUUUUUUUGCAGAAACUUUUAGCUCUAUAUGUACUAAAAUGCUUGAUUUUAUGGAAUAGCUUUUGGGACAA
Messenger RNA from Fragaria vesca subsp. vesca, 1113 nucleotides. RefSeq lists its product as uncharacterized. The record is from RefSeq and is a predicted model, not a curated record. NCBI's taxonomy places the organism in Eukaryota, Viridiplantae, Streptophyta, Magnoliopsida, Rosales, Rosaceae. The transcript is spliced from 4 exons. The coding region runs from base 482 to 952 and encodes 156 amino acids.